Echinops telfairi (small Madagascar hedgehog) is the source of this 537-nucleotide messenger RNA. It is a transcript of the gene TOMM20L, whose product is annotated as translocase of outer mitochondrial membrane 20 like. The record is from RefSeq and is a predicted model, not a curated record. The coding region runs from base 1 to 537 and encodes 178 amino acids. The transcript has 5 exons. Gene Ontology annotation, biological process: protein targeting; tRNA import into mitochondrion; protein import into mitochondrial matrix. Gene Ontology annotation, cellular component: mitochondrial outer membrane; mitochondrial outer membrane translocase complex. Gene Ontology annotation, molecular function: transmembrane protein transporter activity. NCBI's taxonomy places the organism in Eukaryota, Metazoa, Chordata, Mammalia, Afrosoricida, Tenrecidae.
AUGCCAUGCGCUGAGAGGCUGAGGAGUAGACAAGGCAUGCUUACCAGCACGGCAGAGAAGAGGGAGUACAAACCCAGCACGUGCCGUGUUGUGUUUGCAGAAAGAAGGACCGCCCCGCCACGGGCCGAGGAAAGGGAUGCGCAGGUGAAAGGCGUUCCGUGUCGGCGUGCUGCUUUGCGCCGCGUUCUUUCCACGUCGGGGCGUCGUGCUGGGCGCACCCAGCAGGUUCUGUGCGACGCCUCCGAAUGGGCGCUGCAGCAGUUUGGUUUGUUAUGGAAUUCAGCAAAUGAAAAGUUACAAGAACUGUUCCUGCAAGAAGUACGGAUGGGAGAACUUUGGUUAUCUAGAGGAGAGCACAGAAUGGGGGUUGAUCAUCUCAGCAAUGCCCUUUUAGUGUGUGGACAACCACACGAACUUCUCACGGUUUUCAAGCAAACACUUCCUCCCAAGGUAUUUGAGAUGCUGUUGCACCAAAUUCCCCUUAUCUGCCAGCAAUUUGAGGCAGACGCAAAUGAACAGGAGGAUGAUCCCAACUGA